UACAUAUUUGCUGAGGGAUUUAAUGAUAACCGCUUCAGUGUUACUGUAAAGGACCAAAAGUUUGAUCUUAACAUUAAUGAAAUAAGAGAAGAUGAUGGAGGAGAAUAUUUCUGUGGAUAUGUGGAGGGAAGUACAGUAAAGUUCACAUCUGGAACACGUCUGCAGUUUGAAGGAAAAACUUCUAACAUCAAGAAUCUUCAUGCGAAAACAGUAAAGAGAGGAGAAGCUGUAACUAUGGAGUGUAACAUUAGUGAGGUCAGAAGCAAAUAUGCUAUCGCUUGGUACAGACAGAGUUUUGGAAAAGUGCCUCAGUUUUUGGUGAGACCGUAUAGUCGCACUCUGGGCUACACAUUUGUUGAGGGAUUUACUGAUAGUCGCUUCAGUGUUACUGUAAAAGACCAAAAGUUUGAUCUCAACAUUAAUGAAAUAAGAGAAGAUGAUGGAGGAGAAUAUUUCUGUGGAUAUGUGGAUGGAAAUAUACUAAAGUUCACAUCUGGAACACGUCUGCAGUUUGAAGGUGAAGAGAUGAAACCCUGUCCUACACCUGGAACACUUAACAAGAACACACACUCUGUUACACACCAGGGUUCAAACAGCAGAGAUGGAGAAGGAAAAACUUCUGACAUCAAGGAGCUUCAAGUGAAAAUGGUAAAGCAUGGAGAAUUUGUAACUAUGGAGUGUAACAUCAGCAGGGACAGACACCGCAAUAAUUUAUUUUGGUACAGACAGAGUUUUGGAGAAUUGCCUCAGUUUUUGGUGAGACCGUACCCUGGCACUCUGGGCUACACAUUUGCUGAGGGAUUUAAUGAUAGACGCUUCAGUGUUACUGUAAAGGGCCAAAAGUUUGAUCUCAAUAUUAAUGAAAUAAGAGAAGAUGAUGGAGGAGAAUAUUUCUGUGGAUAUGUGGACGGAAGUACAGUAAAGUUCACAUCUGGAACAUGUUUGCAGUUUGAAGGUGAAGAGAUGAAACCCUGUCCUACACCUGGAACACUUAACAAGAACACACACUCUGUUACACACCAGGGUUCAAACAGCAGUGAUGGAGAAGGUGAAGAGAUGAAACCCUGUCCUACACCUGGAACACUUAACAAGAACACACACUCUGUUACACACCAGGGUUCAAACAGCAGAGAUGGAGAAGGUGAAGAGAUGAAACCCUGUCUUACACCUGGAACACUUAACAAGAACACACACUCUGUUACACACCAGGGUUCAAACAGCAGUUCUUCAUCAAGCAACCAUCAAACUCCCACCAAUCAGGCUGAUGAUGAAGAUGUCUUGAACUAUGCAGCUGUGAAUUUUGCUAAGAAACCUUCAUCCUCCAGAACAUCCAGAGACACGAGCCAUCAAGACGUUUAUGCACAAGUUAAAAUAAAAUAGAUGAACAGUAAUUAACCCUUGGUGAAAAACAAUAAAAAAGUAAUUA
Molecule: messenger RNA, 1426 nt
Organism: Clarias gariepinus (North African catfish)
Lineage: Eukaryota; Metazoa; Chordata; Actinopteri; Siluriformes; Clariidae
Exons: 9
Coding region: 235-1380 (381 amino acids)
Biological process (GO): response to bacterium
Source: RefSeq, a predicted model, not a curated record